This is a messenger RNA of Cyphomyrmex costatus, 1430 nucleotides long. RefSeq lists its product as uncharacterized. Bases 282 to 1220 code for a protein of 312 amino acids. The transcript is spliced from 4 exons. The record is from RefSeq and is a predicted model, not a curated record. NCBI's taxonomy places the organism in Eukaryota, Metazoa, Arthropoda, Insecta, Hymenoptera, Formicidae.
GCAUUAACGAAAAAAUUAAUCGAACGGUAACUUGGUCGAAAUUCUAAAAUCUGGAUUGCUACUACUAAUUUUUUGUAUUAUACAACUGUACAGACAAUAGCACGUAUACGUAUAUCGAUCUUGCGAGAGAUAAUAUGGAUAACAAAGCAUCAUCUUUUGGCAUGUCAUUUUAUGCAUUCGUGUAUCAGGAGACACGGUAGUGUCUGCGCUAAGAGCACGCGUAAUUAUUAAUUAACAUAAAGAAUUCAGGCUUGUUAUUUGAUUUACAAAAUUGCACAAAAAUGGGUACUUCGAGGCAGCAGGACAGAUCUCUUGGUAGUGGAAUUUCAUUGCCGCAAUGGAUGAAAGGAAAAAUGGAUAACAGAUUUGACUUUGACGAAGCCGCAUUCAGUCCACCAUCUUACGACGAUAGUUUCUUUUACAUAAGAUAUCCAAGAUCGCAAAAUACUCAACCACAACACGGAUUAAAGCACAUUGUAACUGAGGUUUUAAACGAAAAUAUCGCGAGCUCUACGAAUCAGAUAACAAAUGAAAAAUCCAUUCCUGAUUUGAAAGAAGUCAAACAGAUUGAUUUUAGCAAACAUCCGUUGCCAUGUCAACCGUUUAUACCGGUUGUAAAUAAUACAGCUGGUGAUAUUAGAGUACAUAAAGCUUCAGCGAGUGGAAAUAUAAAACCUAAAUCGCAGGGGACGGAUGACGGUUUUCAUGGUGAACCGGCUCUUUGUGGCAAAUCAAUUGUUCAUGUAGCUAGUCAAAUGAUGUCUGGUAAAUUUACCAAAGUAUUCACAUCGGAUUCGCGUUCUCAGCAGAUGGAGAAUUCUGUGAAAAGUGUCAGCAAAUCGUUACCAGCGACACCACUAACGUCACCAACAGGAUCUCCAGAUAGUUCGCCGAAAGCACGCAGAAAGAUGCAUAAUCGAUACUUCACUGGUGCAUUUGUACCAGAUAAAGAAAAAUAUCAGGGUAAUUGGAUCUUGGCAAGCAUAUUGGGCCAAUCCAGAGAAGUCAUUACAGCAAAGAUAGACGAGGAGGACGAGCUCUUUCCAGACAUGGAGCCACGCAAGCCACUUAAUCGCAAAAAAUCGAUAUCGUCUCAAAAUCUUACAUAUAUAGGGAAAGAAGAAAAAUCGACAGAUAAGUCAUCUGUUUACGUAAAUGUGCUCGAAGCUAAACCAUCUGAACUAAGAGAGAUGAAUUUUUGGUCUCCGACUUCCAUGUGAAGUUUUACAUUUUGUUUAAUUCUAGCUAUAUAUAGUUUUUAAUCGUGCUUCUACCAAAGCAUAUUUAGAUGAAUUUAGUUUAAUUCCAAAUUAUUAAUGCACAUAGCUGUAAAUUUAGCUUAUAAUACUAACUUGACAACAUUUCAUAUGAGAUUGAUAUAUUAUUAUAUAUUUUAAAUUGAUUUCUAUGAGUUUGUAAUCAUUCGAAAA